CUGACACCUCUUCUGUGUGUUUAAAAGUAAACCCUGCGGAGAAGUGAGGCCUGUUAGAAUAAGCCGGCCUGGAUAUGCAUUCGGAUUGUACAUGCCCAGUGUUACUAACAAGUAACCGUACUUGUCUAGUUCGGACAUAACCUGUUGCUAUUUAUCCGUCAUUCAUGAAUAGACAUGCGUCACUUUGCGAACAAGCCAAUAAAUAGGUUAAGUUUAGUGACAGACAGAUGGGAUGACCUAUCAGAGGGAGAGUCAGGUCCCACCCAUCACGGCACCCGACCAAUCAUCGGCCGCUCUCGGCGAGGGGACAACAGCGGGAAGAAAAGCCUGUUGAGGGAAUGGCGGCGUCUCGAGGGCCGGAGGGACGUUUGGAGCUGAGUGCGGCCAGAAAGUCCGAUAGAGUGAUAACGAAGAACGUUUCGCACUGAGGGCUUCGUACCGGCUGUUCCUUAUCCCUGGGACAUUUCUCUUUCUUGCCCUCCUUUUACUACUGUUGCUGGGGCAAUUUCAGAUUUCCUAUUCUCGGUACUUUACUCUCCCAAACACUGGGACUUUAUGUACUUGUUGUUUGAUAUUCUAUCUCUAACGGACGUCCAAGAGCAUUCUAGUUUCUGAGUCAGAAAGUUGUCAAGUUGAAAUCCCAGUUCACUGGUGUCUUGUGGCGCUAUGGUAGUGUCCCCAACUCUGAGCCAGGAGGUUCAAGUCCCACCUGCCUCCAGAGGUGUGUGAUAAUAUCUCUGAACGGGUUGAUAAGAAAAUAUCUUUAUUUUCCAAAAAAGAGCCUCAAGAAUUAAAGUUCAGGCUGAAACACCUCCUAGUGAGGGAAGGCUAUGCUUUCAGAGGUGUGGAGACUUUUAAAUCAGAACCCCUCUUCUCAAUCACUACCGAAAAUAGAAAUUGCUGGAAAAACUUGCAGGUCUGGCGGCAUUUGUGGAGAGAAAACAGAGUUAACGUUUUGGAUCCAGUGACCCUUCUGUCUCGCACCUUCUCCCUCAAAAGUGAGGGUGUUGUGUCCUGACGUCCCAAAUAAUAUUUAAUAUUCAGCCAGCAUGCUAAAAACAAAUUACAUGGAUAUUUUCACAUUGUUGUGCACGAAUUGGCUUCCGAGUUUUCAACAUUACAACAAUGACAACUUCAAAUAUUUUACUGGCUGUAAAGCACUGUCGAACAUCUUGAAGUCGUGAAGGCCGCUAUAUAAAUUGAAGCUUUCUUUCUGCCCUUAUUUGCAGCAACUGCUGAGUUACCUAUUGAAAGAUGUCCCACUCUGACUAUCUGCAGUCCCUUCGAGAUCAGAACAAAUAUCUGCUGCAGAAGCUGAGGCUAAAGCAGCUCAAGAUUCCAUGGAAUGUGCUUCUGCCCCUUGAUAGCGGUGAUGGAUCCUGUCGAGGUGCCAUCAAGUCAGUGCAGAGCAGAGCUUCUACAGAAUACCAAGAGAACUGCAACGACAAGGGUACUGAGAAAGGUGGAAAUUCACUGAAGAAUCCCAAUAUGAAGGACCAGACUCAUUCAGAACUGCCAGGUCCAGAGAUUCGUGAAGAUGGAUUGCAGCAGUUCGAUGAGAUGGUUGUGACUGAGUCCCGAAAGAGAAAGGAACCGUCUCGUGCUGCACUGUUCAUUCCAUUGGCACACAGAGGCAGAAAGCAUGGCUGGACCCGUGGUGCUGGAGAUGGAGCAGGCGUGGACCAGUCAGAUUGGCUACUUGGGAGUGAAGUUAGGGUGAUUCCCAGCAUAGAACAGAAUUGUUCGUUGUCAGUUGGUAUGUCACCUAAAGGUCGCCUCAAUGCAAUGGAGACACUAGACUGCGAAUGGAAUAAACUGAAGUCGGAGGCCAGACCCAGAAGCACCUCUUGCAAAUUGCUGACUGACAGCUAUGUGUCAAAAGAUUUUAAAUGCUCAACUCCUUUUACCAAGCCUCCUUUUGCACCGAGGUUAAUGAAGGAGCCUGAGUACCCCGCUUCGGGACAGCUUUGUAGGAAUGAAGCCAGCUUUAAGGAAAGCAGCCCCAGGCAUCAUUCUCGCUUCCUACAGAACCUCAGUGAAGACCCAAAGCGAAGGUCCAAGCUGGAGCCACCACUUUAUGUAGAACAACUGUUGGAUGAGGGUAAUGAUCGACACAGAGAUCAGUUUAUCAGAGACAUUCAGAAGCCAAAACCAAUUCUCUUAGAAUCUUGUGAUAAAGUGGCAAAGGUGGAUACGGGUCAUGUCACAUUUCUGUCUCCAAAAGAGGAGUCCAACCUUAGGGCACAGGUUCAGGCAGUGCGACCCUUCCUGGGCUAUGAUUGGAUUGCAGGUCUGAUGGAUCUUAACUCGCCAUUGUCGGAAAAGUCGGAGCAGUAUUUUUUGGACCUGCAGGACUUCCGAAGGGUGAACAAGGAUGAAUGUGUGCACCAGGAAUACAUGGAAGCAGAAGAACUCGAUGUUCAGUCUACAGAUCAGGAGAAGCUUGAUUACAACUGUCAUGUUCACCAGUGCACUCACUCUUACCGUGUUAAUAAUCGCCUAUUUGCUGUCCCACUGGAACCAGCAGCACCCUGUCCUAUUUGUAAAACUCCCAAGUCAAAGCAGCCGCACACUCUGGAGGAGCCUGCUUAUAUCAGAGUCAGCAUCCCUAGAUCAACCUUGCUUCCUCCACACAAAUACAAGCUACACCGUAGGAAGAGCUUUGAUCCCACAGACAGUCUGUCGUUGCCUUCACACUGUCUCUUGGGCUGGAGGAAUGUCAUGCCCUCAACAACUCCUAUUGCGAACACCCUGGACAUGCGCAGCACGGUGGAGGCCGAAAAGAUUUCCUCUCCAUUGGCCCUUAACCCGUCCAACCCGAAUCCUGCUGCAUCUCGAGUGGCUGGAGGUACCAGAUCCGAUGAACUGCUAAACCUUACCCAUUUGACAGCCUACCAGUUUCAGAGACUGAGACUAGACUGUCCUUAUUCAACAUCCUAUUAACGUCUAAUGCCUCUGGACGUAUACGUGUUUCCAUUCAGUACUUGACCUUUGUUGCACCCCAAUGGAUUUUUAAUCUGUUUUAAUUGUAAAGUCUGGUUUGGGGAUGUGUGCAUGUAGUGACCAUUGAAAGUCCAAGAAAGGCGGGUUGGGGUAGUGGCAAACAAUGUGCGUUACCAGCAUGUCAGAUCCUGGCUGUACAAAUCAGUCCUGUUUAAAGCAAAAAGAAUUGUAAAUAUUGGAGGAAAAAUAGAACAGUUGUACAAGACAGCAAGCCUGAGAGAGGUGUUAAAGUUCAACCUGUCCAUGAAUCAGAGUUUAUCACUCAUUCUGCAUUUUCUAAGUUGUAUUCACCUCAAUCAGCCAUGGCAGAAUGACGGAAACCCUGUUUACAUAUUUAUCUGUGGGAUACAGUAAAGAUAGUGUUUUGUUGAGCAAACUCCAUGGAGUUGCUUGAUUGCUAAUUGUGCCAAGCCUUUCUUGAACUGAUAAGACAGCUGGAAUUGAAGAUUUCAUCAAGUGAAAUUGAUUGUGUUCCCGUUUGUCUGUAUACUGAGCAUGGCUGUGUAUUUGAGAGAGUGCUCUGUCUGUGCAUCCACUUUAACAGAGAAUGACAGAUAUUAAACCUUCUGUGCUGCAAACACAUGCCAUUUGCAGUUAGUAAGCAGCAAACAUCAGUUGAUAGCUGAGGAGAAAAGAGUUAUUAAUAACUUUCUAGUGUAUCUUUUAAAAUAUUGUUUUAAUGUUUGGUGUCAAUGAAAAAUCACUGGUUGAAUAAAUUGAAACAGAUGAAAGAAGGAGGUAAUUACUGGUGAAUAGUAUGACUGGGAAUGCAGUGUCGCAAUAGCAAAUGGACAAUGAGCAUCUCUGUGCACAAACCCUGAUUUGGCUGCACCAUUGAGGAAAAUAGUAGCUUAUGGCGAAAAAUGGAAAAUUCCAAAAUGAAAUAUGGGAGAUUACAUUCUUGACUAGAGCGAUUUCAGCAAUCAUGUUGUCAGCAACUGUGGGAGAGUCAAUGCCUUCUGUUUAGUCCCAGUAUUCCCAGCUGAGAGGAUGGGACAGAUAUCUUGUCAUCUUAACUAGAGAUUUGCUCAGUUGUGACUUGCUGUAAAAAAAAAAGUAUGAUCAACAGGGAGUAUCUGCAUUUGAUGUAUCAGUUUAGCCUGUAACUUUCUGUCUUUGUCUGAAAUUGUAACCUGAAUGCUGCAUGUUCCAACCAUUGAUCACUGUGCAAUGUUCUGCUUGCUAGCUGAAGCCUCAUAUUGUAAUCUUUUACAACUUUUAAUCUUUUAAAGCCUUUUACUGUAAUCAGUUUUUCACUUUGAAACUCUCUUAAUAAAGUCCUUUAUAUUUGUUAUGAA
Messenger RNA from Rhincodon typus (whale shark), 4301 nucleotides. RefSeq names its product migration and invasion inhibitory protein (gene miip). The record is from RefSeq and is a predicted model, not a curated record. Bases 1255 to 2943 code for a protein of 562 amino acids. NCBI's taxonomy places the organism in Eukaryota, Metazoa, Chordata, Chondrichthyes, Orectolobiformes, Rhincodontidae. The transcript has 9 exons. Gene Ontology annotation, biological process: negative regulation of cell migration; negative regulation of G2/M transition of mitotic cell cycle.